CCAAUAGUUAGUGACGGUUUCAGGUGAACUAGCUUAGAAGAGGGGCUGAGGCCGUCAGGACGUUGAACACGUACCGUACGUUGCGCUGAGGUGUAUGCUAAACACGCUCGAAUGUUCUGCAGUGCUGUGCUGCUUGUCAGGCUGCUUGUGCUGUGCAGGGGAUGGGAAAGGGCAAGACGCGCUUCGCAUGGACCCGAAGCUGGACCCGAAGCUGGACCCGAAGGAUGAACGUCUGGGACAUUGCCAGUGUCGUCGCACCUUUGCGCACGAUAACGUUUCCACUCUUCCAGAGAACACAGGCAUCUUAAGACUUUCGCACACAAUAUGUCUCGAAGAUGAGAACAACCUGUUGACUUAUUAUCUGAUGCUGAAUGGUCUCAGUGCGACGGAAACCGUUCCGUUGUCACAACCGAAAGUAACGGUAAUGUCAAGCACAGCUGUUCAGGCAUAAAAUAUUCACACCGACAGAAGGAUAAAAGAGAAGCAAGGAACAGUCAAAUGGACACAGCC
Messenger RNA from Fimicolochytrium jonesii, 510 nucleotides. RefSeq lists its product as uncharacterized. Bases 95 to 451 code for a protein of 118 amino acids. The record is from RefSeq and is a predicted model, not a curated record. Lineage: Eukaryota; Fungi; Chytridiomycota; Chytridiomycetes; Spizellomycetales; Powellomycetaceae. The transcript has a single exon.